Molecule: messenger RNA, 2151 nt
Organism: Spodoptera litura
Lineage: Eukaryota; Metazoa; Arthropoda; Insecta; Lepidoptera; Noctuidae
Product: cytochrome P450 4V2-like
Molecular function (GO): iron ion binding; monooxygenase activity; oxidoreductase activity, acting on paired donors, with incorporation or reduction of molecular oxygen
Source: RefSeq, a predicted model, not a curated record
CGAAUGUCGGUUGUGGUCGUGUUACAUUUUCAUCGCGAUUAAGGUGCUUUUGUUAGGUGGUGCAAGUACAUAGUUUUUUAGUAAAAUGCUGUGGCAAUUACUGGCUGUGCUUCUUUUAGUCUGGUCAGUGUAUAGGUGGCGCAACAGAAGAAAGUAUGCCUUAGGCAAUAAGCUGGCCAGGAAGAUCAUAGCUCUCCCGUUGAUUGGUCACGCUUACACGUUCUUGGGGACUGAUGAGGAUCGUUUCAAACAGUUUGAAGCAAUUGGGCGUGAGUCCUACGAGACGGGGGGCAUCUUAGCACAAUGGCAGGGACACUUACUCUAUCUCAUGGUAACAGAACCAGAAAUAAUAGAAGUAAUCCUCAAGACGUGCUUGGAGAAAGAUGACCUUAUGAGGAUGUUCAGAGUUCUGCUAGGAAACGGCAGUAUUUUUGCACCUGUCUCAAUAUGGCGUCCUCGGCGAAAGAUCUUGGCUCCGACGUUCAGCCAGAAGAACCUCAAUUCAUUCGUUGAUGUGUUUGCCCGACAGAGCAAGGUCAUGUCUGAUCAGUUGCAUAUUGCUACACAGAAGGGACCUGUGUCUAUGUGGAAGUACAUCUCUACUUACACCAUGGAUUCUGUUUGUGAGACAACUCUAGGUAUAAAUAUGAACUCCCAGCUGGAACCAGAGCUACCCUUCCUCCAAGCCUUUGAGAAUUGCUGCCGUAUCGAUGCUAAACGUAUUUGCCAACCCUGGCUGUACAACGACACAAUAAACAAAAUCUUCUGCAGAAGUGCCUUUGAUUCUUAUGAUCGCAGUAAGAAGUUAAUUUGGAAGUUCAUGGACAAGAUAAUAACUUCAAAAUGGGCGUUACUAAAGAAAGAGACAUCAGAAUCAAAUAGUGAAAAGCCGAAAGACAGUUGGAAAACGUUCUUAGAGUUGCUGAUUGAGUCUUCAGCAGAGUACGGCAACCUGGAGCUGAGGGAAGAGACCCUGGUCAUCGUACUGGCUGGUACUGAUACUUCGGCAGUCGGAUCUGGUUUCACUACACUCUUACUGGCCAAAUACCCUGAAGUACAAGAAAAGGUUUACGAAGAGUUACAAGAGGUGUUUGGUGACUCAGACAGGCCAGUGACCCAUGAGGACCUGCCUAGACUGAAGUACUUGGAUGCAGUGAUCAGGGAGAGCCUUCGACUGUACCCACCUGUACCUUUGAUCACCAGGAAAAUUGAGAAAGAUGUCGCUUUGCCGAACGGUGUGACAUUAGUAGAAGGAUGUAGUGUAUUAGUCAGUAUCUGGUCCGUCCAUCGCAACCCUCGCUACUGGGGCGACGACGCGGAGGAGUUCCGACCUGAACGGUUCCUUGACACCACGCUCAAGCAUCCAGCUGCCUUCAUGCCGUUCAGUUAUGGCCCCAGAAGUUGUUUAGGGUAUCUUUACGCUAUGAUGUCAAUGAAGACCGCUAUGGCGACUCUGGUACGUCGGUACAGGAUUCGACCUGGUGAUGGUCAGACGGGCAAAGAAAGAAUACGAGUCAAAUUCGGCAUCAUGUUGAAACCUGUCAACGAAUUUAUUGUCAAACUUGAACCAAGGACUAAGGGAGAGAAAUGAACGCACGCAUUUUAUAUGAACCUUUAUAUAUGCCUGAAAUUAAGGAAAAAUUGCCAUUUUUAUCAACCACCCUUAAACAACCUCUUAACUAAGCGUUACUUAGCACGGGGAUAACUCUUUAUUUGUACUAUUAUUAGGUGUCAAUUAUAACGUAAGUUGUGAAAACCAAAAUGUCUUUAUUUAUUGAACACUUGGAAAACCAAUAGCUACACAAUUUGAAUUAAAAGGGUAAGAGUCACUUAAUUACUUAUUUAAAAGGCCACCUAUCCUAUCUUAGGGUAUACUUAAAAUUUACGAGAGGUUGGUAAAAACGGACAGAAGUAAUAUAAAAUAAUAUAAUAAACUACGUUUUACCCGCGGCUUUGUUCGCGUAUUCCUGUUUUAUCUCAUGGAAGCAUUUAAAGAACUUAUUAUAAUAAGUACCCUAUCACCAGGUAAGUCAGCGUAUAGGUACCCUUCCUGCAUACCAAAUCCAAUUUGCAAAUCAAAGAUCCUUUCAAAUUUAUAAUAUUAAUGUAAUAAAUAAAUGAUAUCCCAUUUAUUUAGUCAUUAUUAUUACA